Messenger RNA from Phyllostomus hastatus (greater spear-nosed bat), 2622 nucleotides. RefSeq names its product transmembrane protein 237 (gene TMEM237). The transcript has 13 exons. Gene Ontology annotation, biological process: cilium assembly. Gene Ontology annotation, cellular component: ciliary transition zone. Lineage: Eukaryota; Metazoa; Chordata; Mammalia; Chiroptera; Phyllostomidae. Bases 642 to 2057 code for a protein of 471 amino acids. The record is from RefSeq and is a predicted model, not a curated record.
CCUGGGAACUCCGGGCAGGGCGGAGGCAGGCGGAGACUCAGUCCCGGGGACCGUGGCCCAGUUCGGAGCCGCAAAGUCCCCGCCUCCUGCGAGUCUCGGAGACCGCGGCGUCGCGGGGCCCGCGGCGGUUGCGCGGAGGAAGGCCAGCGGGGAGAGCGCCAUGAGGGACCACUCUGGGCUUCCACUGGAGGGCCACCCGGUGAGCGGCGAGCGGCGUGUACCACGAAGUAGUGGCCGGGUAGGAGGGUGCAGCUCUAACGCGGCAGCUAUCCCUGGGGCGGGGCCGACGCUAGCGCGCUGGGAUCGGAAGGGGAGAGGCUGGCUGGUGGACUUGAGCUAAGACCCCAUUCGGCGCCAACGGAGUUGGAUUCUAGCCAAGGCUGUAAAUUCAUCCCAAAGCGGAGACCCGAACUUCGCAGCCAGGCGUGAAGUUUCCCUGGCCCGGUGGUGCUUGUUGCCAUGACAACGCCUCCUCUCACCGUCGCCCCGGCCCCUGCUAGUUCCCAGCUGCCAGCGAGGCAAUUCUGACUGACUCCUCCCGGAGGGCAUUUGCCCGCCCGCGAAAGAGAUCGCUUUUUGCCAGCGGAGACUUUUAAUCUUGGUCUUCUCUCACGUUUAUCGAACAAAUCACUUGGGAAACCAUGGAGAAAACCGUGAUACUACCCCACUCCUUCUGGAGUCUCCCCUUCCAGACUCCUAGCCACGACUCCGACGCCCCUUUUCCUCUUGGGGCAGAACUAAAGGCCAAGCCGAGAGUGGGUGUUCCCCCUCGCUCGCAACGCACUGAGAGGGGGCUGGGGGCUGCGGGCCGCGGGGCCCCGGCGGCGCAGCCCGAUGACGCAUUGCGCCUGCGCGCGGGGCUAGCCCAGCGUCCUCCACGAGCCCUUCCACCUGUGCCAAGUGAUACUAAAGAUGAUAUUCCACUUGGUCGUCCUAAGAAAAAGAAGCCAAGAACAAAAGCCCCGCUAGCAAGUGCUUCUUUGGAAGGCCUUGUUCAGACUGCUGUUCAUAGGCCACCUGAGAGCAGUGAGCCACCACUUAAAGAACCCAAAGAGCAUGUAGAAGCUCCUGUUCCAAGAAGACAGAAGAAGACAAGGCUACCUCUUGAAUUGGAGACUGCCUUUGUCCAGAAGACAUCUAGUCCACCUUUAUUACGAAAUGAAAAUGGUAUCGAUGGGGAGCCAGCUGAGGAGCCAGUCAUUCAAAAACUUCGCAGGAAGACGAAGAAAACACAGCCAGCAGAAUUGCAGUAUGCCAAUGAGCUGGGAGUGGAAGAUGAAGACAUAAUUACUGAUGAACAGAGUAGUCCAGAACAGCAGUCUGUGUUCACUGCACCCACUGGCAUUAGCCAGCCUGUAGGCAAAGUGUUUGUGGAAAAAAGCCGGCGAUUCCAGGCCACCGACCGUUCAGAGUUGAUCAAGACCACAGAAAACAUAGAUGUGACCCUGGACGCGAAGCCUUCCUGGACGACCAGAGAUGUUGCACUCUCAGUGCACCGGGCUUUCAGGAUGGUUGGUCUCUUUUCUCAUGGUUUCUUGGCUGGCUGUGCUGUGUGGAAUAUUAUUGUGAUAUAUGCUCUAGCAGGAAGUCAGCUUUCUAACCUCUCCAACCUUCUGCAACAAUACAAGACCUUAGCAUAUCCAUUCCAGAGUCUUCUCUACUUGCUUUUGGCUCUAAGUACAAUUUCAGCUUUUGACAGGAUUGACUUUGCCAAAACAUCAGUAGCAAUCCGAAAUUUUCUUGCUCUGGAUCCAACAGCUUUAGCCUCUUUCUUGUACUUUACUGCUCUCAUACUAUCUCUGAGUCAGCAAAUGACAAGUGACAGAAUACACCUUUACACACCUUCUUCUGUUAAUGGUAGUCUCUGGGAAGCAGGAGCUGAGGAACAGGUUCUCCAGCCAUGGAUCGUGGUGAACCUAGUGGUGGCCAUUCUGGUUGGAUUAUCUUGGCUUUUUUUGUCCUAUAGGCCAGGCAUGGAUCUUAGUGAAGAGUUGUUGUUCUCCUCUGAUGUGGAAGAAUCUCCUGGUAAAGAUAAAGGGAUCAAAGCCUCUUCCUAGUGCCUGCUCACCUUCAGAGGAAUGAUAACCCAGUAUUGAGAAUUUUUCUCAUUCUUGCUUUUAAAUGUAUUUUUGUAAGAUAUGUACAGGUGUGUUUGGAAUUGAUUUUUUUUAUUAUAUAAUACUGAAAAGAUUCUCAAGAUUAUGGAAAAUGUUGAAAUUGUAUCUGUAAUUUAUACCCAUUCAUUUCAACAGCAUUAUUAUCUUAAUGACAAAGGAGAUAAUGAGCUAGAAACCAGUAGGUGAAAGUGUUUAUUUCCUGUUCUCUCAAAUUAAGUGCAUUUAUAAUCAUUAGCUUAAAAAGCACUAGUACAGAAAAAGCCAUAAUUUCAGUGUUACAAAAGAUGUAUCAGGUUUAAAUAUAAAUUUAGGGAAUAGGGAAGAAGGGGGAAAAAAAGACCUUUAUUAUUUAUUUUUGAUGUCUCCUUUCUGAAUUAAUUGAAAUACUAAAUUUGUCUUUUUUGAAAUGGACUUAAUGGUUGUAUAUCAUGUAAUAAGCAUAAUGUAAUAUAAUUUAGUUUGAAAGAUGCUCAUUUUAUGGCUAAUAAAAAGAAAAUAUAUCUUU